AUGGCAGACCUCACCGGCAUAAUGGUAGCCCUAAUUACCCCCUUCACAGACGACAAGACCCAAAUCGACUCAAGCCGUCUCCAAGCACACAUCGAGCACCUCAUCAAAAGCGGUGUCCACGGGCUGGUCCCAGGCGGCAGCACAGGCGAGUUCACAACGAUGAGCCUCCCCGAGCGCAAGCAGCUCACCAAGCUAUGCGUAAAGUUUGCUGCAGGCCGCGUGCCCGUCAUCGCCGGAACAGGGAGUACCUCUACGGCCGAGGCCGUCGAACUAGGCGUGCACGCGGCGCAGGCCGGCGCCGCGGCCCUGAUGGUCGUGCCGCCGUUCUACGACCCCGUCAACCUGGAGCAGUUGAGGGAGCUCAUGGCAGAGAUUCACGGCGCGUCUAAGUUGCCUAUCGUCUACUACAAUAUCCCAUCUGCCACGGGGCUGGCGCUGAGUCCGGCGGAGAUUGCUGGUCUAUCUGACGUGGGUGUCAAGUAUCUCAAGGAUACAUCGGGUAAUGCGCCUGCGCUGACGGAGCUGUUGUUCGGUCUGUCGGAUAAGAUCACUGCCUUCAAUGGCUGGGACACCCUAACUUUUUAUGGUCUAGCUUCUGGGGCAAGGGGAGGUGUCUGGGGAGCUGCGAACAUUAUUCCUGAGUUGGCGGUUGAGCUUUGGGAGGCUGUUUCCGUGAAGGGAGACCUUAAGAGAGGUCGCGAGCUUUGGGCUAAGGCUUGGCCGGUUUGCAAGUUCCUCGAGUCGCAUAACUAUGCUGCUGCUGUGAAGACGGGUGUGGAACUCAGGGGUCAGUCGACUGGGGGUUUGCGCAAGCCGUUUGCUUUGCUUAGUGAGGAUUUGCAGGUAGAACUAAAGCGCUUGUUACAAGAUGCCGGGGUUAAGACUAUUUGA
This is a messenger RNA of Aspergillus campestris IBT 28561, 891 nucleotides long. RefSeq names its product dihydrodipicolinate synthase family protein. Lineage: Eukaryota; Fungi; Ascomycota; Eurotiomycetes; Eurotiales; Aspergillaceae. The coding region runs from base 1 to 891 and encodes 296 amino acids. Gene Ontology annotation, biological process: N-acetylneuraminate catabolic process. Gene Ontology annotation, cellular component: cytosol. The record is from RefSeq and is a predicted model, not a curated record. Gene Ontology annotation, molecular function: N-acetylneuraminate lyase activity. The transcript has a single exon.